Messenger RNA from Spea bombifrons (plains spadefoot toad), 1656 nucleotides. RefSeq names its product potassium voltage-gated channel modifier subfamily S member 3 (gene KCNS3). Gene Ontology annotation, molecular function: voltage-gated potassium channel activity; protein binding. The record is from RefSeq and is a predicted model, not a curated record. The transcript has a single exon. The coding region runs from base 139 to 1608 and encodes 489 amino acids. Gene Ontology annotation, biological process: potassium ion transmembrane transport; protein homooligomerization. Gene Ontology annotation, cellular component: voltage-gated potassium channel complex; membrane. NCBI's taxonomy places the organism in Eukaryota, Metazoa, Chordata, Amphibia, Anura, Pelobatidae.
AUAAGGAUUAUGAAUGAUUUGCGUGGUCGUUGGCAUUACUAAUGAAUGUAAACAUCUAAUAUAUGAUUCUAUCUUUUUUUUUUUUGAAAUAGGGAAAAUGUAAUCACGUAAGAUUGUUGUGAGCCAGAGGAGCACAAGAUGGUUUAUGGUGAAUUUUUUCAUAGAACUAAGAGCGAAGAUGAACUCGUUAUGCUGAACGUCGGAGGCUUUAAACAGGCGGUGGAUCAAAGAACGCUCUUACAAUUCCCUCACACCCGGCUGGGAAAACUUCUCAACUGUAAUUCAGAAGAAGCUAUACUUGAACUUUGCGAUGAUUACAACGUCACCGAUAAGGAAUAUUACUUUGAUAGAAACCCUUCCCUAUUUAGAUAUAUUUUGAAUUUUUACUAUACCGGUAAACUUCACGUAAUGGAGGAAUUGUGUGUCUUUUCUUUUUCCCAAGAAAUAGAAUACUGGGGUAUCAACGAACUCUUUAUCGACACUUGUUGUAGUAAUAAGUACCAGGAGAGAAAAGAAUUAAUAUCUGAGAGGGACUGGGAACAGAAAAGUGAUGUCAUGAGCUUAAGCUCUUCUUCUGACCAGUCGUCAGUGUUCGAGAAGGAGCUGGAGAUGUUUGAUGCACUUAAAUUUGGGAACAUAAGACGGAAAAUAUGGAUCAGACUGGAAAACCCUGCUUUUUCUUUAUCAGCCAAACUUUUUGCCAUCUCCUCACUCAGCGUGGUCUUAACUUCAAUUGUAGCCAUGUGCAUUCACAGCAUGCCCGAGUUCAAAAAGCUAGAUCACAACGAAAAUGAACUCGAAGAUCCAGUUCUAGCUGUGGUAGAGAUUAUCUGCAUUGCAUGGUUUACCUCGGAAUUAGUCGUUCGACUGGCAGUAGCCCCAUCUCAGAAGAAAUUCUGGAAAAACCCCAUGAACAUAAUUGACUUUGUCUCCAUCUUACCGUUUUACGCCACUUUGGUUGUAGACACCAACAAUAAAGAAAACGACAAUAUAGAGAACAUGGGAAAAGUUGUGCAAAUACUUCGACUUAUGAGAAUAUUUCGAAUCCUCAAGCUUGCAAGGCACUCGGUGGGGUUAAGGUCUCUAGGAGCCACUUUAAAGCACAGUUACCAUGAAGUGGGGCUUUUGCUUCUGUUCUUGGCUGUGGGCAUUUCUAUUUUUUCAGUCCUCGUCUAUUAUGUUGAAAAGGACGAAGAACUUUCGGAGCUUAAGAGCAUCCCCAUGUGCUGGUGGUGGGCCACCAUCAGCAUGACCACGGUUGGCUAUGGUGACACGCACCCGGUCACUUUAUUAGGAAAACUUAUCGGCAGUGUUUGCAUCAUUUGCGGUAUACUCGUGGUGGCUCUUCCGAUAACUAUAAUAUUUAACAAGUUUUCCAAGUACUAUCAAAAGCAAAAGGCAAUAGAUGUGGACGGGUGCAAUGAAGAAGAACAAAAGGAUAAGUUUAACGAUUUACCUUAUUUUAACAUAAGAGAUUUAUAUGCAAGAAGGAUGAACUCCUUUAUUUCAAGCCUUUCAUCCGUUGGAAUUAUUGCAAGUAAUGAUUCAACAGAUGCUUCCAGCAUCCAAGAAGAGGAUGACGAUGCCUGUGAUAAAACUUUGAAAUGACUUUAAAUAUACGCUAUAUAUUUUUCUGUUUCCUUAUCCCUCAUAUCU